Molecule: messenger RNA, 950 nt
Organism: Capsella rubella
Lineage: Eukaryota; Viridiplantae; Streptophyta; Magnoliopsida; Brassicales; Brassicaceae
Exons: 3
Coding region: 202-762 (186 amino acids)
Source: RefSeq, a predicted model, not a curated record
AUCUGCUGUCAAAGAAAUGGUCAGAAAUGUUCAAAAGAGAAGUAACAGAAGCUAAUUGGACCAUAAAUAUCUCCAAAUUAGCUACCAAGCUAACAACAGCAAGUUCCGGUUCGGUUUACCUUUACUAAACCCGAAUUUAAUUCAAUUGACCUCCCCGGUUCAAAACCCCAAAAUCGAGAGAGAAGGACGCGAGAUCGAUUGAUGGGGUCAUCAUACUCCGCCUCUUUUUCUAACUCCUCCACCGCCGCCGUUCCACCUCCUCCGUCUCCGCCUUCAUCGCCGUCGAGAUCCACUGUAAAAUCUAACGGAGAAGAGAGACCACGUUUCUUCGAUGGAAAAGCGAAGAACAAAUGCUGGGCUAAUGCUGACAUCGUACCUGGUCGACAUCCGGAGAGGUGGCGUAAAGACGCCGCCGGAAACAUCGUCUGCAAACGUUUCGGAAACUGCAGUGGCUGUCUCUGUUUCGAGUAUGAUCACAUUGUUCCUUACUCCAAAGGUGGAGAGUCGAUAGCUGAAAAUUGUCAGAUUCUUCAAACAAGAGUGAACAGAUUAAAAUCAGCUCAAGAAAAUGUGGAUGCUACCACACUUAAGAGCUAUUCGUGUGGUCUUCAGUUUACGGACAAGGAGCUAGAUGUGAUCGAAAUGGCGGUAUAUGGAGACGUGUUACGACCUGGAAAAGAAUGUCGCUGCAAAACGGUAGCCGAGCUGCUUGGUCAGUCCAAGUCAAAAGACGGUAAAGCCGCAUGUGAGUUACCAUCAUAGAAAGUAAUCAACCAUGCUUUUGUAAAGCUGUGAUUCAACUCUUAUGCUCAUUAAUUUGUUGGUAGAUACUUCCUUCUUUUACGUAUUCGAAACCAUUUGUUUGUGAGCGUUGUGAUGAUGGAAAUAAAACAUUCAGCUUGCAGCAUUGUAACCUAACUUUUCAAGUCAACAAAUUGAUUAUUUAAGUA